AGGUUCUUUUUCAAUCCGGGGAAAACAAGUUCCAUACUUGAAGACGCAAAACCAAACAAGAAAGAGAAGGGGAAAGAAAAAGAAAGUGUUGUCCCAUUUAAAGAAUGUGUGUCAAUGAUGGAGAUGCAGUCAACUGACCCUUUUGCUGACUUCAAGAAGUCAAUGCAAGAAAUGUUGGAAGCAGAUAAAGGGUUAAAAGAGUGGGAGAAUCUUCAAGAUCUUUUGAGUUUAUAUUUAACAGUGAAUGAUAAGAUCAACCAUGGUUACAUUAUUGGAGCUUUUGUUGACUUGUUUUUGGUAAAUCUUUGUUCACCAUUGUCAUCUUCAUCAUCAACUUCAUGUUCAACAUCAUCAUCAUCAUCAUCAUCAUCAUCAGUCAUAGGUCAGGAAAAAUCUUUAUUAAUGGAAUCUGGUAGUAAUAGUUGCAGUAAUAAUAGCCACAAGAUGAUGAUGAUAUGUGGUGAGUUAACAGAAUCUGCUUUAUCAUUCACAUCAUCAUCAGCAUCUUCUUCUGGAGCUUGUUCAAGUACCUGCAGUCAUUGUUUGUCAUCAUAUGGAGACGAUGAAGAUCAUCAAAGUCACCAAAAAUUAUCAGAUUAUGAUUCUUCAUCAAAAGUAUGAUUUUUCUAUUUAUGGGAAGAUUUGUAUAUCACUAGUUUUAGUAAUGUUCUAGGGAGUGAGAUUUAUCUCUAACUUUCACCAUUCUUGUGUUUGUCUCUAGCAUAUUAUUCUCACCAACUCCUCAUAACUUUGUCAACAAGAAGGUUUAUAAACUUUCUUUAUUAUUAUUAUUA
Molecule: messenger RNA, 794 nt
Organism: Helianthus annuus (common sunflower)
Lineage: Eukaryota; Viridiplantae; Streptophyta; Magnoliopsida; Asterales; Asteraceae
Product: transcription repressor OFP15-like
Exons: 1
Coding region: 115-621 (168 amino acids)
Biological process (GO): negative regulation of DNA-templated transcription
Source: RefSeq, a predicted model, not a curated record